GGACCCUCAAGCUACACAGCCUGCUGUUCUUCAGGAACUCCAUCCCUGGCCCAGCGUACCCUCGCGGACCGUUCCAAAAGAAAGCGUUUCCGUGAUGAAGUCAUGGUCCAUGUUCUUCAGAGGGUAGAGCAGCAGAUGCAGUACCAGAAGCAGAGGGAUGAAAGACUGGAACAACGGCGUGCUGAGAGGCAGGUGGAGCGGCUGAGGCUCGCCAUCCAGCUGGAGGCAAGCGUUUCAGCCAGGGAGCAGGCACUUGCAAAACAGUUCCUGGAACAGGAACGGCAGCUAAGGGAGGAGGACAGAGCCCAACAGAGAGAACUGUUCCAGCAACUCCUGUCUAUAAUGGCUGCAAGAGCACAAGCCCCUGCUACCUCUCCCACACCACGGCAUGAUGCCCCAUCAACGUACCCUCAGCCCAGCAGUAGGUGGGGACUUUCCCUGGCUGGAACCAGUCCCCUAGGGCAGCUCCCGGCUCUGCUGACUUCAACCCCUGAGCCGGGGACACCAGGCUGCAGAAUAACGUCCAUGUUUCGCUCCUGCUCAUCCCCUCUUCCCGGGCGACAGGGAAGGGAAAUGGCCGCUGUGGAGCCAGUUCAGCGACCGGUGACCUUCAAGGAGGUGGCUGUGUAUUUCACCAGGGAAGAGUGGGCUCUGCUGGACCCCGCUCAGAGAGCCCUCUACAGAGACGUCAUGCAGGAGAACUAUGAGAAUGUGACCUCGCUGGGGUUUCCAGUUUCCAAACCUGAUGUGAUCUCCCAGCUGGAAUGGGAGGAGGAGCCAUGGGUCCCAGAUCUCCAGGGCUCAGGAGAAAGAGAGAUCCUGAGAGGCAGCCGCACAGGAGAGGAAUCAUUCAACCAACUCAGAAACUGCGAUGGGAUGGUGAGUGCGGAUGCAGAACAGAAUUCUGAGCAGGAAGGUGCUGAGCAAGCGGAACUGCACAGAACAUUAUCACAGAGAUCGAAAGGGAAUGUGUCCAGGAGUCACGAGCAGGGAAAAACCUGGGAAAGUCAGCACAGGCCAGGAAGACAGCUGGGAAACCAAGCAGGGGAGAAAGUGGAUAAAUCCAGUAAUUGCCAGGGAACUCAAAAGGACCUCAAGGAAAGCAGAGCCCAGCAGAGAAUCCCCAGAGGAGAGACAAACAACACAUGCCUUGAGUGUGGGAAAAACUUCAGUCGCCACAAUGGCCUUAUUAGACAGGAGAGACUCCACACAGGAGAGAGCCCCUAUGAAUGCUGGGAGUGUAGUACAACCUUCAGUCCGAGUGCAAACCUUUGUACACAUCAGAAAAUCCACAAGGAAUAGAGCCCCUAUGAAUGCUGGGAGUGCAGUGAAACCUUCCCUCUGCGCUUACUCUUAUCGCAUAUCAGAAGAGGCACACAGGACAGAGAACAUGUAGGUGCUUCUAGUGUGGGGAAAAGCUUCCAUGAGAGCUCAGCUCUUUGUCAGCAGAGAAUCCACCAGGAAGAGAAACCCCCCAAAACCUUGUCUAGAGCUGACAAAAGAUUGUUUUUCUUCAGUGCCACAUAGUGACCUUUAAGGCUGUUUGCACCAUUUGUGUCACUCAUGGGUCCCCCAGAUAAGUUUCCCACUGUUGCCUUUUGGCACCUUAAAGACUAACAGAUUUAUUUGGGCAUAA
This is a messenger RNA of Trachemys scripta elegans, 1636 nucleotides long. Its product is annotated as zinc finger protein 333-like. The record is from RefSeq and is a predicted model, not a curated record. Gene Ontology annotation, biological process: regulation of DNA-templated transcription. Lineage: Eukaryota; Metazoa; Chordata; Testudines; Emydidae.